Erythranthe guttata (spotted monkey flower) is the source of this 1462-nucleotide messenger RNA. Lineage: Eukaryota; Viridiplantae; Streptophyta; Magnoliopsida; Lamiales; Phrymaceae. The record is from RefSeq and is a predicted model, not a curated record.
AGUGAAUUGCAAUAAAAUAGGAACACAAUUCUCCAAUUCUAACUAAACAUGCACACGUGUUAACUAAUGUAUGGAGUUGCAGAAAUAAUUACAAGGAAAAUUGAAAUAAAUGAUGAAAUUAACAUCUUCGAGAUUAUUAAUAAAGAAAAGGAGAAAAUUGAAAUAAAUUGAUUUUCCCUUUAACAAAAAUCAGCAAAAAGAAAAGAGUUGCAGUGCAAUAAAUGAAGAGUUACAAGAGGUGCAGUGAGAACAGUUAAAAACUUUAAUUAUAAAGAAAUUGAGAAGGCAGAAGAUACAUUAAUUAUGGUGUGGGGGACAAAACUCCAAAAAGGCCCUGUCAUACACAGACAAAGCAAAAAGUGUUCUUCUUCUUCAGUUCCAGUGGGGGUGUUUUAACUGAUUAUUAGUAUACUUACACAAAUAGCUUGGAUCAACAAUGAGUGUGGAGGGCAAUGCAGAUUCAAAAUUGGGUGAGAAGAAAGUGGAAGAAGAAGAUAGUUUGAGGACAGUGGAUUGUUUGAGAGGGAGACUGCUUGCAGAGAGAGUGGCUUCUAAAAAUGCCAACGAGGAGGCAGAGCAUUUGGGAAACAAGUUGAUGGAGCUGGAAACUCUGUUGAAACAAGAGGCUGAAUCAAGAAACAGAGCUGAGAAAAGGCUGAAGUUGCUGAUGAAGAAGCUUCAAUCCAUGAACAUUGCGUACGUCUCGGACGAAUCGGGAUACUCGUGCUCGGUUGAGAAAAGCGACGUUUCAUCCGUAUCAUCAUCCACAAAUUCUCCCACUACCGAACAACUUCAAGAAAACUAUGAAAAUCAGCAAAUCGAAAUCGAAAGCCGGGGAUUGAAGGAGAACUUGCUAGAAUCGUCUUCAAAAGGGUCGGAAAAUCUGCAGCAAAACGAUUCGCAAAAUUCUUCAUCGAGCCUUGAUGAUAAAAACUCCACAGCAGACGAGAGUUCAAGUGCUGCAUUCGAAAUUCAAGAACAGAAACGUGAAAUGGAAACUAACGCAGCCUCGGAGAAUUUGGAUCAAAUCGAGGCACAAAAUGACACAAUUAAGAUGGAUGAGCAAAGUGGUACAUCUUCUACCGAAGAGGAACUUAAUCAAGAAUCCGAGAGCCAGAUAGAUAACUCGAUGGCUAUAGUCUCGAUCGAUAAGCCACCGGAACACAAAACGGUUGAUCCAGAAGUUCUUGAUGCUACGGUGAAGGAAGUGCUCGAUGCGUUAAGGCAUGCUAAAGAACAACUGCAAAGUUCAAUGGAGAGACGUCGUCGUUCGAAAAUGAUUAGUGUUGGUUAGUUAGACUAAUGGAACACACUGCAUAUAUCGUUGAGGGUGUUUUCCGUAAUCUUCUUUCUUUUUUUUCCCAGUAUAGGGAGAGAGUGAUUGGUCUGAAUAAAUAACUAAUAUGCAUAAUCACUUGUUUUACCAAUAUUUAAGACUCAUGAACAUGGGGAUUUGAAGCAA